Molecule: messenger RNA, 568 nt
Organism: Aspergillus nidulans FGSC A4
Lineage: Eukaryota; Fungi; Ascomycota; Eurotiomycetes; Eurotiales; Aspergillaceae
Exons: 1
Coding region: 95-568 (157 amino acids)
Source: RefSeq, a predicted model, not a curated record
CUAGCUAAGAUCAACGAAGAUAAUCAGUGGUGCUCCAAGUCUCAUCGGCAAGAUACCUUACCUUGACUGAAUCGAACAGCAUAACAUCACCACAAUGUCCGCCCAGAAUGAACCGCAAGCCGAAGCACAAUCACCAUCCUCGGGAGAGGAGGGGUCCUCUCCCUUAGGCUCAUCCCUCUACCAAACCGGCUUGCAAACCCGCCAAUCCGUCCUCGGCAGCGCGCACGUUAACCGCUCAUUGUCCAACAGCAACGCAUUCACAUUCCCAAUGCAAGAAGCCAUCACCGAGUUUGCCUGGGGCUCGAUCUGGAACCGGCCCGGGCUUGACCGUAAGCAGCGGAGUCUAAUGAAUAUUGGAAUUCUGAUCGCGCUGAACCGCCAGCUGGAAUUGGGAGUGCAUGUGCGCGGGGCUGUGAGAAAUGGGCUGUCUGAGCUGGAGAUCCGAGAGGCGGUUAUGCAUACGCUUGUUUAUUGUGGGGCGCCGGCGGCGAUGGAGGGAAUGAGGACUGUUGAUAAGGUGCUCGAGGAGCUAGAAAGGGAGGGGGAGAUCAAAAGGGAGUUGAAAUGA